CCCCCAGCUUUUAAAUCCGAGAUAUUUUUUGUCCGCGUCCUCGUCAACCGCAGCCGCCUCGCUGUCCCGGUGCUCUCCGCCCGCCGCCGACACCGCCUCCGCCGCUCGCUGCAGCACCGCCGGCGAUGGACCGCGAAGAAGGUAAAGCAGCGCAGAGCCCGCCGAAUUUGGGAGCGAUUCCGGCUAAUCUGGGGCCUGGUUGCCAUUGGUGUGCAGCGACAGAGUUCCUGGGGCAGGUGCCCCUCCUGCAGUGCCUCCCGGGCUCCUCCAUCCGCAGGAUCGCCGAGGCCGUCCAGAACCUGGUGAUUAUGUCGUUCGUGAAGGUGAACCUGUUGAUGGCCUUUACAUUAUAUUGGAUGGUCAGAAAAUAUGCUACAAUUACAAGUACUUUGCGAUCUACCAAAAUGGGAGAGGGGACAGAAGCUGAUGCUAUUCUUAGCAGUGAUACUUUUUGUUACUUGAACAACAUUCUCAUUGUCUUGAAGGCUGAAGUUUCCGCUCCUGCAAACACAGAAGAAGCAAACCGUCCAGAUUAUGUGUUAAAUAAGUACGACUACUUUGGUUACGGGGCCAAUAGUUCCGUUCAUCAAGUCAAUGUUGUCACACUAUCAAAGCUUAUUGUUGGCCAUCUAUUGCAGCUGACCUGCUUCAUAUUGCCCAAUCAAUACGGACAUUUGUUACAACCAAAAACAAUUUGGAAUGCGGAGGAGACACCUGAAACCCAUUCUUUGCUGGAACAAAUUUUGCAUUUAGAACCACUAGAGAUCGAUAUCUUCCGUGGGUUUACUUUACCAGGAGCUCCUACUUUUAGGCAAGUUUAUGGAGGACAGUUGAUUGGACAGGCACUAGCAGCAGCAUCCAAGACUGUUGACUGUUUAAAAAUGGUGCAUAGUUUGCAUGCGAUUUUCCUUGUUGCUGGAGACAAUAACUUGCCAAUAAUAUAUCAAGUUCAUCGGGCGCGUGAUGGAUCCAGCUUUGCCACCAGAAAAGUGGAGGCAAAGCAAAAAGGCCUAGUUAUAUUCACUUUGAUUGCUUCUUUUCAGAAGGAAGAACUGGGGUUUGAACAUCAGGCUGCAACCAUGCCUGAUGUUCCACCUCCAGAACAGCUACUAAAUAUGGAGGAGAUACGUGAAAGACAUCUUACUGAUCCACGCUUCCCGACGCAAUAUAGGAACUUGGCUGCCAAAAAAAAGUUUGUGCCCUGGCCCAUAGAAAUGAGAUUCUGUGAAGGUUCAGCAUCUCAACAUAAACCAAGCUUAAACUUCUGGUUUAGAGCUAGAGGAAAACUUUCAGAUGAUCAAGCUCUGCAUAGAUGUGUUGUAGCAUAUGCUUCGGAUCUACUAUAUUCUGGUGUCAGCCUGAAUCCUCAUCGGCAAAAAGGUUUGAAGACGUACUCGCUCAGUCUUGAUCACUCGAUUUGGUUCCACAAGCCUGUGAAGGCUGACGACUGGUUGCUGUAUGUGAUCGAGAGCCCAUCUGCGCACGGUGGCAGGGGUUUCGUUACUGGACGCAUGUUCAAUCGGCAAGGAGAGCUUGUCAUGUCGCUGACCCAAGAGGCGCUGAUUAGGAAGGAAAAGACACGAGUACCAAACCCGAGGCCGAAGCUUUGAGAGCACCAGAACAGUACAGAUGGCACGUCAAGGACAAGGAGUGAGCACACGCAGUCUCAUGCGAUGCAUAAUGCCUCAGACAAAAGCAUGUUAACAACUUUACAGUUUUCUUCCAAAAACAGGGAGUAUAUUCACAUUAAAAUUCUCCAACUUGUCGUACCGAGCAACAGAUUCAUUCACUCUCUCAAGUACCCUCGGCAAAGCAGCAAUAUUAGCCUUGAUCUGGGAUUUGAGGAUCUUUAGUUUUUCAAGCUUCUCUUGUUCUUCUUCAGCAAUAGAUGUUUCAGAGACCGUUGGAACUUCUGCAAUAACCAUAGAGGCAUCAGACAUUAUUUAAUUA
Messenger RNA from Phragmites australis (common reed), 1950 nucleotides. Its product is annotated as acyl-CoA hydrolase 2-like. Gene Ontology annotation, molecular function: fatty acyl-CoA hydrolase activity. The transcript is spliced from 16 exons. NCBI's taxonomy places the organism in Eukaryota, Viridiplantae, Streptophyta, Magnoliopsida, Poales, Poaceae. Bases 126 to 1610 code for a protein of 494 amino acids. Gene Ontology annotation, biological process: fatty acid catabolic process; acyl-CoA metabolic process. The record is from RefSeq and is a predicted model, not a curated record.